GCGUCGAUGAAGAUGGGCUUCGGCAUCGGCAGCAACGUGACAAUCGUCAAAACCCUGCCUGUCGUUAUGCUGACUCUGGUACUAUUUGCGUGCUAUCUUUCGGGGAUUUUGCGCUUUUCAUCCGAGGAAAACACUCCGUCUGUCGCACGGAUCCAUAGCCAUAGCGUGCCGAUCGACCUUGUUGAGCAACGCAUGAAGGAGGCUGUUGCGCAGGGCCUGAAGGUUGCAGCAGCCUCUGGAUGCCCGCGCUUGUUCAAUUCCGCUGGGCAUUUGACUUCGAACCAACACGCUCGACUGAACGCGCUUAAUGCCUCCGUGCAGUCCUCGGCCGGUGCCAAUGUCUGUCAGCCUGAGUUGGUCAGUUACUUGAUUAGCACAAUCAACGGCCCACAAAAUGAGCGACCGCAGCUGUCGUUCGAUCAGCUGAUGUGGAUUGCUGUCACAGUAGCGGCAUCGGGAGCGUCGAUAUUGAAUGCGCCGAGUUGUAUGGAGGGUGGGGGAGGAGGAGGAGGGUGCAGCCACAACUUCCUUGUGUGGGGAAUGGGAAGAGACAGCCAUGUUUGGAUGAACGCCAACUGCAUUCCCGAGGCAGCGAAAGCAGGCGGCAAGAUUCGAACGCGAACAGUCUUCCUUGAGAACUACGAAAGCUGGUUCAAUAUGAUCAGAAGCAAAUUUCCGACAAUGGAGGGGUACCUGAUAAAGUAUAAAUGGACCUUGGGGAGAGCGCAAUUUUUCUUUCAGAAUCCGUACAUCAUGGACGUUCCAGACACAAUGAAAGACACGUGCUUCAGCGUUGUCUUGGUUGAUGGUCCGCAGGGUUUUAAGAGAGAUCAUCCUGGCCGGAUGGAGGCUGCGUAUUGGUCUGUGAGCAUGGCGAAGCGUUGCCUGACGGAGAUGAAGCUCGAUGUUGUAAACAUCUUUCUCCACGAUGUUGGAAGAUCUGUCGAAAAAGAGAUAAUGAAGAUUUUCUUCUAUCCCAAUUCUCAAAUCCUGGGCUUCGUCGCAGGCAGCGCUGGUGAGCUGGCGGGUUUCCGAUUCACGCGCUCCAGUCUGCAGGAUGAGGGGAAUGUGCAGCCUACAGAGUGAGACGGACUCGAUCUGUCAAGUUAGAUAGCCGAUAGCCAAUAACCGAUCUCCUGAACGGUAUAAAAACCGUAUACUAUCAUGUCAUCAUUUCUGUGAAUUGGCAGAGCCGCAGAGGAAGAAAGUGCUGACAAGUCUGUGCCGCAUUGAUUUGGACGAAGUCGGCGGUUUGGGUAAUCAACGAUAAAUGGUCAUUGGUUUG
Messenger RNA from Chara braunii, 1285 nucleotides. The record is from the annotation of a GenBank genome assembly. Lineage: Eukaryota; Viridiplantae; Streptophyta; Charophyceae; Charales; Characeae.